Megalops cyprinoides (Indo-Pacific tarpon) is the source of this 1344-nucleotide messenger RNA. RefSeq names its product serine/threonine-protein kinase pim-3-like. The coding region runs from base 1 to 1344 and encodes 447 amino acids. The transcript has 7 exons. Gene Ontology annotation, molecular function: ATP binding; protein serine/threonine kinase activity. NCBI's taxonomy places the organism in Eukaryota, Metazoa, Chordata, Actinopteri, Elopiformes, Megalopidae. The record is from RefSeq and is a predicted model, not a curated record. Gene Ontology annotation, cellular component: cytoplasm. Gene Ontology annotation, biological process: protein autophosphorylation; regulation of mitotic cell cycle; negative regulation of apoptotic process.
AUGCACAGCACUCAGAGGAGAGGAAGGAAGAGAGCGAGAGAACAGUCCUAUGGAGAGGCAGGGAGUGGUAUUAAGGAAGAGAGGGAAAGGCCAAGUGUAAGGUGUAGGAGAAGUCAUGAUGAGGAGGAUGAUGUAGAAAGGAAGAGGCAGGUCUCCUCCCGUUUGGCCAACCCUGUCGAAGGCCCUUCCACUCCCUCUGCCCAAAGCAGCAGGAUCCCCAGCAGAGGUCAGAGAGGAACAAAGAGUACUGCCAGGGAGGAAAGAACAUUAGGCAGAACUGGACAGGCAGGGCAGCAAGUUGAACAGCCCGUUAAGACCGAGGAAAAUGAGAAAGGACAACUGCAGAGCCCUCAGAAGCAAGGCAGGAAGAGAUCCCUUCGGUCACACGGAGAGGGCGGAAUUAUCAACUCGGAGAGGGAAAAGCCCUCUCUCAAGCGCAGGAGGAGUGGUGAGGAGGAGGAGGAUACAGCAGAGAGGAAGAAGCAGGGCACCUCUCUUUCAGCCAACCAUGGCCCAGGCCCCUCCCACUCCUCUGCCCACUGCAAAGCCAGCUUCACCUCCCUUUAUACUGUGGGAAAGUUGCUGGGAGAAGGAGGGUGUGGUUCUGUAUAUGCAGGGACCCGCAAAGCUGAUGGGAAACAGGUGGCCAUCAAAUACGUGACUUCAAGCUUUUCGAAGAGACAUCUGACAAUUCCUGGAGAGUCCCAGUCCCUCCCCCUGGAGGUGGCCCUGAUGGAGCUGGUGUGCCGCCCUCCUGCCUGCUCCCAUGUUAUCCAGCUGCUGGACUGGUUUGAGGAGCCAGAGUACGUGAUUCUGGUGCUGGAGCUGCCAUCCCCCUGCCUGGACGUGUCCACGUUCACCAAGCAGCUGGGGGGCUACAUGGAGGAGAGCCUGGCCCAGGUCAUCAUGCGGCAGGUGGUGCAGGCAGCGUUGCACUGCCGUGAGAGGGGUGUCCUGCACAGGGACAUUAAGUCAAGGAACCUCCUCAUCCAGACCGAUGAUUUCCACGUGAAACUCAUCGAUUUUGGAUGUGGAGAUCUCCUUAAAGAAGACCCCUACAGACAGUUUGCAGGAACGAGGCCGUUCCGCCCUCCUGAGUGGGUGAGGGAUGGGGAGUACCAUGGGCGCCCUGCUACCAUCUGGUCCCUGGGGGUACUCCUGUACGUCCUGGUGUGUGGUGCUCACCCAUUCAGACGAGAGGAGGACAUCAUUGCUUCAGAUCUGCAAUUUAAACCAGGACUGUCCACAGAUUGCAGGAAUCUGAUCCGGUGGUGCCUUCAGAAGGAUCCCAGCAAACGGCCAGUCCUGGAGCAGAUACUCCAGCAUGACUGGAUGAGGUUUUAG